Carassius carassius (crucian carp) is the source of this 1422-nucleotide messenger RNA. Its product is annotated as dual specificity testis-specific protein kinase 2-like. NCBI's taxonomy places the organism in Eukaryota, Metazoa, Chordata, Actinopteri, Cypriniformes, Cyprinidae. Gene Ontology annotation, molecular function: ATP binding; protein serine/threonine kinase activity. The coding region runs from base 268 to 1263 and encodes 331 amino acids. Gene Ontology annotation, cellular component: cytoplasm; nucleus. The record is from RefSeq and is a predicted model, not a curated record. Gene Ontology annotation, biological process: actin cytoskeleton organization; protein phosphorylation. The transcript has 10 exons.
AUCUGGAGCAUGUGAUCAGCAUGAAGGCUUCAGCUCGCAUGUUCCUAUGGUAACUGAUCAAAGCCUCUGCGCGCGUUCUGUGCUCGUGUACGGCAGGACGCAGUUGCGCGCGGAGUCUGUCUGCCACGGAAGCGUUCACAGCACUGGAUUCAUACUUAGGAUACAACUGCAACAUCUGAGGCACACUUUCGAAGAGAGCUGCCAGAAAGAAUUUUGAGGCAAGCAAGUGGAUUUAGGCAUUCAGAGGAAGCUGACCAUCACCUCCUCAUGAUGCACAUGAACAGCUUGUUGAACAGAUGGAAUGAGAUCUCCAAGAUGUGUGAGGUGGAAGACACUCCAGAACCAGUCAGUCCCACGCUGCUCAAUGAGUCCACAGACACCUACUGCCAGACCGACUGCUGGCACCGACUCCGCACCACAGUCCGAAAGCUAGAGUUCUGGGAAGACUUCAGUGCAGAGCUUAUCGGAACCGGCUUCUUCUCCAAGGUCUACAAGGUGAUGCACGGCACCACGAAGAAGGUGAUGGUGGUGAAGAUCUAUAAGAAUGACGUGGAUCAGAACAGCAUCGUGAGGGAGAUCAGUCUACUUCAGAAACUCUCCCACCCCAACAUAGUGAGGUACCUGGGGAUCUGUGUCAAGGAGAAUAAGCUGUACCCAAUUCUUGAGUAUGUGAGCGGAGGCUGUCUGGAGGAGCUGCUGGCCAGGCAUGACGUCAACCUCUGCUGGAGAGAGAAGAUCGAACUGGGCUGUGAUAUCAGCCGAGGAAUGACUUAUCUCCACUACAAGAACAUCUAUCACAGAGAUCUCAACUCUAAGAACUGCCUGAUCCGUGUGACCUCGCGCGGCAGAGAGGCUGUGGUCACAGACUUCGGCCUGGCUAGAGAAGUGGGGGAUCUGCCUGCAAAUGACCCUGACAGGAAGUUGUCUCUGGUGGGAUCGGCCUUCUGGAUGGCGCCUGAAAUGCUUAGAGGAGAGCCGUACGACCGCAAGGUGGAUGUCUUCUCUUUUGGGAUCAUGUUGUGUGAGAUCUUAGCAAGAAUCCCUGCCGACCCAGAAGUGCUGCCCAGGACAAAGGACUAUGGGCUGGAUGUGGAAUCGUUCAGAGAGCUGGUGCAGGGCUGCCCAGAGCGGGUUCUGGAACUCUCUGCCAGCUGUUGUCAGAUGGAUGCAUUCCGAAGACCUUCCUUCUCUGAGCUCCUGGAUGAGCUGGAGGACAUCGCCGAGACCCUAGAGCCACCAGACAACAUCCUAACCACGGGUUGAUCUCACAACUCCAUCCUAACAAACCCCUGGACUGGAGGAUUUAAGGGACAGUGCUACGUAAGAGUGCAGCAGUGGACCGUGACCGGCACUCUGUUCUCCCAAGAGUAGAAUAUACAGGGAAUGUCUGGUAAUUGAGGACAAAACCACUCAACUGAAGGU